ACACUUAUUAGGCUAGUCACGUGAGAUUCUAAUUUGAACUUUAGGAAGCGGCCGUCUGCAACAUAAUUCUUCAAUGAGUAAAGGCAGUGAGAUCAGUCUACCAUUGUCACGCCCUUAUAUCACCAACGCUCCAGGAAAAACCGUUUACGUCUACGGUGUGAUAUUACGUGAUCCUGUCCACUUUGAUAUUGAUCUGUUUACGACUCCAGAAGGAGACGACAGUGGAAUCGCCCUUCACAUCAGCGUUCAAUCAGCUGAAAACGCUGUCUUUUUUAAUUCUAAGAUCGACGGUGUGUGGGGUGAACAGCUGAAAGCAGAUACAUUUCCAUUCCAAACAGCACAUAAGUUUUUGCUCACCAUAGCAACCACAAAAGAAACAUAUGAGAUCAAAGUGAACGAGACACAUCUUUAUUCCUUCAAGCACAGAGUGCCGCCACAAGAGGUGAAACGCUUUGGCAUCAGUCAGCAAUCAGAAGAUGGAGUCAAGAUUACUCAAGUGCUUGUAUCAGGUUCGUGGACUCUUCCCUCACUAGAUGAUGUGCCGGUGGUGUUAGCCAGCGCUGUUUCAACUGUUCCUCAAAAGUAUAUAUAUGUACAGAGUGAUGCAAGAACUGUUGGCACUACUGCAACCAGUUCAAGUGCUAAAGCGAGAUUUACUCUCACUGGUAACAGCAAUCCGUACAAGCUAAGAAACGAUAGAUUCUCUGACAAAUUUUUGACAAUCAGAGAGAAUGAACUCUUUGCUGAACUUGAUGGUAGUGCUGGUUCUUAUGAUGAGUUUUAUGUCAGACAAACCAAUGAUGAAUACUAUACUUUUGAGUCUAACGAAACUUCAGGGAGCUACAUUGGCGUCAACCAGUCAGGAAAUAUUGUACCACCGGACGAAGUAGACGGUUCUGAAUCCAAUUUCUACAACGGUCUGUAGCCGUACCAAUCAUCGCAGCUGCAAGGUUAGGUGUCGAACUGGAUGCAAGGGACAUCAGUUAUAUUAUCUAGCUAUACUUUGACGAGUGUAGCUGCGCGCGCGCGCGCGUGUGUGUGUGUGUGUGUGUGUGUGUGUGUGUGUGUGUGUGUGUGUGUGUGUGUGUGUGUGUGUGUACCAGUAGCAUAUGUAAGAAAUUGACUUGCGUGUUUGAAUGCUUUGUUAUGUUCUAGAUACUGAUUAUACUCACUAAUUGCAUGAUUAUGUCGUUUCCUUGCUUUGACAAAUUACUACGUUAAUU
This is a messenger RNA of Corticium candelabrum, 1223 nucleotides long. Its product is annotated as galectin-4-like. The transcript is spliced from 5 exons. Bases 74 to 925 code for a protein of 283 amino acids. The record is from RefSeq and is a predicted model, not a curated record. Gene Ontology annotation, molecular function: carbohydrate binding; galactoside binding. NCBI's taxonomy places the organism in Eukaryota, Metazoa, Porifera, Homoscleromorpha, Homosclerophorida, Plakinidae.